GGCAUGUUUGAUAAGGAAAAAAACGCACUUUGAGUUGAGAUGAGCCAUGUUAACUUAAUUUACAUCUAGAUAAAUGGACAUGAUUUACAUUAAGAAAUCUCAGAUACUGGUCUUAAUGAUCGGAUGCAUCCUCGUUUAUAUUCUUUUUAAGUUCUGGCCGUGGUCAUCACAAACUUUUACUGCAACGAAUAAGAUAUACUACAAAUCCGAUGCUAAGGAAAAGCUGAGGGCAACUACAGAGCAAACAGUGGAAAAAGAUGUGAAGAAAAAACUUUACAACAUUGAUGUCAUUAUAACCUUUAGUAAGGCCAAAGAUAACAGAGCACUCCAACAAAAAUUUGAAGUGACUGUGGAUUCUAUGUUUAAAUGGGCCACAGUACCUAUUUCUCUGUAUAUCAUUGGAGAUGAUGAGAGCAAGGACCUGGCUGACCGCAUCAUUGAAGGAGCUGCAGGCAAAUACAACUCUAAAUAUACGAUGGUAUCAUUAGAUGUCGAGAACCUUGCAAAGGAGUUACAUGAGAUUGUGAAGGAGAUGCAGCCUUAUUUCAGCUACAAACCUGGAGCUUACUAUAGCGAUGCUCUAUUCUUCCUUUCCAUGGCACUCCAUCAAGUCCUCCCGGAUUCUAUCACUAAUGUCAUCAUGCUUGAUGCAGAUCUCAAAUUCAAUGCUGACAUAGCAAAACUAUAUGAAGAAUUUUACAAAUUUUCAGAUGACAAUGUGAUGGGUAUUGCCCGAGAGAACCAACCAGUAUAUCGCCACACUUUUUCACUGUAUAGAACAAGACACCAUGGCACUCGUGUGGGAGAUCCGCCCCCGAACGGUCUUACAGGCUUCAAUAGUGGUGUGUUGCUUUUAGACCUGGAGAGGAUGAGAUCUUCAGAGCGUUACAACUCCCUACUGACUGCUGCCUCAGUGAAAUCACUAACCACUGAAUUUUCAUUCAAAGGUCACCUUGGCGACCAAGACUUUUUCUCUUUAGUUUCCAUGGCACAUGAGAACCUGUUCCAUAUUCUACCAUGUACAUGGAACAGACAGCUCUGUGAGUGGUGGAGGGACAAAGGUUACCAGGAUGUGUUUGACCUUUAUUUCAAAUGUGAAGGUCACAUCAAUAUCUAUCAUGGAAAUUGUAAUACAGCUUUACCUGUGUUAGAUUGGGAAAAGGUAUAGUGGUUCUUGACAAAAUCCUAUAUGAGUGUAAAUACAAUAAUCCCCGGGGUCACAUGCCAGAUUUAGGACCACAUUGGAUAUAGGAGGCUCGGUAGUCUAGUGGUAGGAUGCCAGGCUCGUGACUGAAGGGUUGCGGGGGUUCGAGUCACGGC
Messenger RNA from Mizuhopecten yessoensis (Yesso scallop), 1320 nucleotides. Its product is annotated as xyloside xylosyltransferase 1-like. Bases 74 to 1168 code for a protein of 364 amino acids. The record is from RefSeq and is a predicted model, not a curated record. Gene Ontology annotation, molecular function: UDP-xylosyltransferase activity. The transcript has 2 exons. Lineage: Eukaryota; Metazoa; Mollusca; Bivalvia; Pectinida; Pectinidae.